AUGGAAACGCAGGGGCUGCCAACCGCCGACGGGGAGGCCGCCCGGCCCGAGCCUGGCGCCCGGCAACAUGGCGGCGGCGGCGGGGGGGCCGACGACGACCGGCCUCUCUCCUCGGCUCCUUCCCCCGCACGGCCGGCUCGCCGAUCCCCUCAGCGGCGCGACUCGGCCGCGGCGUCGGGAGGAGGAGGCCCGGAGGUGACAUUCCCGGUGCUGCUGCUGCUCGAGGGGGAGAAGCCGCCGGAGCCGCCGCCAUUGCCCCCUCCUCCUCCUCCUCCUUUCCAACCGCCAAAAGGGCCCGCCGCCGCCGCCGCCUUCGCGCUCCAGCCGGGCGCUGGAGGCCCCGCGGCGCAGCAGGACAGCGACGCUCUGCUGCUGGUGCUCAACCUGGUGCGGGGCGGAGGCUGCGGGGGCCUCUCGGGCGGCGGCGGCGGAGGAGGAGGAGGUCCCCCUCAGGAGCCGCCGCUGCCUCCACCUCAGCCGGAGAAGGCGCCGGGCGGCGGCCGAGGAGGGCGCGAGGCGCCGUUUCCGGCUCUGCCUGAAGGCCCCGCCCGCCCGCAGAAGCCCCCGCCGGAGGACUCGUCCUUCUCGGGCACCCUCACCAUCCACAACCAGAGCCUGGUGGUGCGCUUCGAGAACGGGCUCCUCAGCCUCGGGGCCCCGCCGCCGCCGCCGCCUCAGCCCCCCAGCGCCGCCGAGCCCGCCGCCUUGAUGCCCCGCCCCGCCGCCGCGGCCUACUCCUGCCCCGAGCCCCGCUGCGCCCAGAGCUUCCCCCGCAAGCAGCUGCUGCGGCUGCACCGCCUGUCGGCCCACGACGGCGCCGACGCCGCGGCCCACCGUGGCGGCGGCGGCGAGGCGGACGCCUCCGCGGGCCGGCCGGCGCGGCCCUUCCGCUGCCCGGUGCCCGGCUGCGCCUGGGCCUUCGCCACGGCCUACAAGCUGCGGCGCCACCAGCACUCGCACGACAAGCUGCGGCCCUUCGCCUGCCCCGCCGACGGCUGCGCCAAGCGCUUCACCACCGUCUACAACCUGCGCGCCCACGGCCGGGCCCACGAGCAGGAGGCGGCGCUCAAGUGCGAGGCCUGCGGGCAGCGCUGCCCCAGCGCCGCCCGCCUCGCCGCCCACCGGCGCCGCAGCCACCUGGAGCCCCACCGGCCCUACCGCUGCGAGUACCCAGGUUGUGACAGGACUUUCAUAACAGUGAGUGCAUUAUUUUCCCAUAAUCGGGUCCACUUUAGAGAACAAGAACUGUUCUCCUGCUCCUUUCCAGGAUGUAGCAAGCAGUAUGACAAAGCCUGCCGACUGAAAAUCCACAUGAGAAGUCACACAGGUGAAAGGCCUUUCAUUUGUGAUUUUGAAGGCUGUGGCUGGUCUUUCACCAGCAUGUCCAAGCUAUUAAGACACAAAAGGAAACAUGAAGAUGACAGGCGAUUUACAUGUUCUGUAGAAGGCUGUGGAAAAUCCUUCACAAGAGCAGAACACUUGAAAGGCCAUAGUAUAACUCAUCUUGGCACAAAGCCAUUUGAGUGUCCAGUAGAAGGUUGUUGUGCAAAAUUCUCCGCACGCAGUAGUCUUUACAUUCACUCCAAAAAGCACCUUCAGGAUGUGGAAUCGUUGAAGACCCGCUGCCCUGUAUCUAGCUGUAAUAAAUUGUUUACUUCGAAGCACAGUAUGAAAACGCAUAUGGUCAAGCAACACAACUUCAGUGCAGAUCUCUUAAAUCAAAUGGAAACUAUCAGUUCCCUCACGCCUAGCAGUGAACUCACCAAUUCAGGACAAAGUGACCUCAGCAAUAUAGAUCUUGUGUCCCUCUUUUCCAGCGUAUCUGGGAACAGUUCUGGAAUUUCAACUGAUAUGGCUCUGAUAAACUCAGGAAUUCUCACUAUAGAUGUAGCUUCUGUGGGCUCCACCCUUGGGGGCAGUCUUUCCGUUGGUAGCAAUUCUCUUGGUCAGACAGUUGACCCGCUGAUUUUAGUAACUAGUGGUGACAUUCCACACAGCCUGGACAGCUCUCUUCUCUUGGGAACCAAUGCCACAGUUUUACAGCAAAGCACUUUAAAUUUGGAGGAUGUACAGACUGUAAAUGCAGAGGCCUUAGGCUCGCUAGCGUCUCUGUCCGCAAAGAAUUCCAGUCAAGAACUGCAUGGUUUGACCUCCAGCAAUAACCUUUCGGUAGACACAGCCACUUUAACUCCUUCCAGCAACUUUGGUGGAAACAACGCUCCUGAAUUACUGGCUCCAAUUAAAGCAGAACAGCCUUUGCUUCCUAGCCUGGAUGUUGUGGGACAGCAAGAAGGCAGUAAAGUGGUGACUCAGUUUGUGUUCUCCAACCCUCCAGGAAGUUACAGUGCGCAGAAAGAAACUGAUCUGAGCAUGGUGACUGGCAGCUCUUUUCUGGAGAGUGGUGGGUCUGCAAGAACUGAUUAUAGAGCCAUUCAGCUUGCCAAGAAGAGAAAACAGAAAGGAAACGAGAGCGACAUAGGAUCCCCUACCUCUGGCAUAAGAAAAGGCAAAGGAGAUAAAAUCGGUUCUAGCCAUGGGACUCGGUUGUGUAACAGUGUUUUGCCAAAUGGAGGCCUACCAGUAAGAGAUCCAUCAGCUGGCUCACAAUAUGGUCAGAUUCAGCUACUUCAGGAUGAUUCCCCAGGAGAGGGAGAUCUUCCCUUCCAGCUCAGCUCUCAGUCCUCCUCUUCGCAUUCUCAGCUAACAGUGGACUUGCCUGUUCAUAUCCUUCAGGAACCCCACAAUUCCAAUGAAGACGAUGCUAGUUCGGAUAAUUCUCAGUUUACAGGAAGCACAAUUAAUUUACAAGACCUGGAAUGAUAGUCUCUGGAACAGAAACAUCAAGCUGUUUAAAAAGUGCAGUGGUGUCUUGAGAACGGAAGAGAA
Euleptes europaea (tarantolino) is the source of this 2886-nucleotide messenger RNA. RefSeq names its product ZXD family zinc finger C (gene ZXDC). The transcript is spliced from 10 exons. Gene Ontology annotation, cellular component: nucleus. Gene Ontology annotation, biological process: regulation of transcription by RNA polymerase II. Gene Ontology annotation, molecular function: transcription coregulator activity. The record is from RefSeq and is a predicted model, not a curated record. NCBI's taxonomy places the organism in Eukaryota, Metazoa, Chordata, Lepidosauria, Squamata, Sphaerodactylidae. Bases 1 to 2820 code for a protein of 939 amino acids.